Molecule: messenger RNA, 324 nt
Organism: Colletotrichum costaricense
Lineage: Eukaryota; Fungi; Ascomycota; Sordariomycetes; Glomerellales; Glomerellaceae
Exons: 1
Coding region: 1-324 (107 amino acids)
Source: RefSeq, a predicted model, not a curated record
AUGGCGCCCACGGUGACGUUUCCAAUGUCGGACAUGUCAAUGUUCCCCUCAACACCAAACAUCCACCGAUGUGCAUGUCGUCCCGAUUACCUCCAUUCAGAUUGCCCAGCUUUCAAUUUACUGCAGCCCAAGGCAGGUCGAAGGAUGUUCCCGAGAUUCGAGCGAUUCCCCAGGUAUCCAUCCAUUCCACCCUGUAACCUGUCCCAUCCCAUCCAUCCAUCCAUUCAUCCAUCCAUCCAGCUCUCUAGCACUCUAGGUACGACUACAAAGUACUUGGACAAGAACGGGCCAGCCACGCCCCCCUCAUUGCCUCCGACACGUUGA